AUGGCUGCAGAGAGCCCCAUGGAAAGUCUCCAGAAGGAAGCGACAUGUCCCAUCUGUCUGGAGUAUUUCACAGAACCUGUCAGUCUGGAGUGUGGGCACAAUUUCUGCCGAGCCUGCAUCAGCCAGUGCUGGGAGGGAUCAGCUAUAGCCACCUCCUGCCCUCAGUGCAGGCAAACUGUGCGGCAGAGAAACCUCAGGCCCAACAGGCAGCUGGCAAACAUAGUAGAAAUCGCCAAGCAACUGAGUUUACAGGUAGCGAAGGGAAGAGGAGGGGACAGGGUGUGUGGGAAACACCAGGAGGCUCUGAAACUGUUCUGUGAAGAGGAUCAAACCCCCAUCUGUGUGGUGUGCGACAGAUCCCGGGCUCACCGCGCUCACAGGGUGGUUCCCAUAGAGGAAGCUGCCCAGGAGUACAAGGAAAAAAUCCAGACCCAAUUGAAGACUCUGAGGGAAAAGCGAGAAAAGCUACGGGGAUUGAAAGUGACUGGAGAGGGGAAAAACCAGGAGUAUCUGAAACAAACACAAACCGAGAGGCAGAAGAUUGUGUCUGAAUUUCAGCAACUGCGGCAGUUCCUGAAGGAACAAGAGCGACUCCUGCUGGCCCAGCAGGGGAAGCUGGACAAGGAGAUUGUGAGGAUCCAAAAUGAAAAUGCCAGUAAACUCUCUGAGCAGAUUUCCCAUCUGAGUGAGCUGAUCAGUGAGCUGGAGGGGAAGUGUCAGAAGCCAGCGAGUGAAUUCCUGCAGGAUGUCAGAAGCACCUUGAGGAGAUGUAAGAAGAGAAGUUGCAGCAGCCAGAGGAGAUUUUUCCUGAACUGGAAAGAG
Molecule: messenger RNA, 822 nt
Organism: Chelonoidis abingdonii (Abingdon island giant tortoise)
Lineage: Eukaryota; Metazoa; Chordata; Testudines; Testudinidae
Source: RefSeq, a predicted model, not a curated record